Molecule: messenger RNA, 1357 nt
Organism: Ilex paraguariensis (yerba mate)
Lineage: Eukaryota; Viridiplantae; Streptophyta; Magnoliopsida; Aquifoliales; Aquifoliaceae
Source: the annotation of a GenBank genome assembly
GUAAGAAACACAAUUCUCUUCUGUGAGGGUUGCUUAUUUUCUCUUCUCCAUGGCUCGAUUUUAUGUGAAGAGUAAGAAACAUACUAUGGCAGCUAUGUUCAUACUUCUUGGGUUGUUAAUGCCUACCCUCGAAAUAAUAGGUGCACAAUCCAUAGGUGUGUGCUAUGGAAGAAAUGGUGAUAAACUACCAACGGAAACAGAAGUUAUAAACCUUUACAAUACAAAUGGAAUAGGAAGAAUGAGAGUUUACGAUCCAAUUCCAGAAACUCUAAAUGCUCUUAGAGGAACCAACAUAGAAAUCAUCCUCGAUGUCCCCAACCCAAACCUCGAAUCCCUUGCAUCGGACGCUGCAACAGCAACUGACUGGAUCCAGAGGAACAUAAUCGCCUACUCACCCGAUGUUAGAUUCAGAUACAUUGCUGUUGGAAACGAAGUCGAUCCCAACACUGAUAAAUCUCAAUAUGUCCGAUUUGUUCUUCCUGCUAUGCAAAACAUUUACAAUGCAAUUGUAGCAAGUGGCCUACAAGACCAAAUCAGAGUCUCCACCGCGACAUACACUGGUUUGCUAGGCAAUUCCUCUCCCCCAUCAGAAGGUUCAUUCCUUGAGAAUGUGAGGCAAUUUGUCGACCCUAUCAUUGGCUUUCUAGCCCAAAAUAACUUGCCACUGCUUGUCAAUGUGUAUCCAUACUUUAGCUAUAUCGGUGACACUGUAAACAUUCCACUUCCUUAUGCCUUAUUUACUGCAACAGAUGUCGUACGCGAUCAUGAUCUCGAAUUUCGAAACCUUUUUGAUGCAAUUUUAGAUGCUCACUACUCAGCUCUUGAGAGGGCGGGUGGACCCAAUUUACAAAUUGUUGUAUCAGAGAGUGGCUGGCCGUCUGAGGGUGGGACUGCAGCUAACUUGGACAACGCAGGCACUUACUAUAGGAAUUUGAUUGAUCGUGUAAGGGGAGGGACAGGAACUCCAAAGAGGCCUGGAAAUGCUAUAGAAACUUAUUUGUUUGCUAUGUUUGAUGAAAAUCUGAAGGAAGGGGACGAAACAGAGAGACAUUUUGGCCUCUUCUACCCUAAUCAGCAGCCCAAGUAUCAGAUUAGUUUCAACUAAGUAAAUGAAACAAGAGAACCUAUAGUAUGGUUUAAUCCUUUACUUCUAUCAAUUAUGAAUAAAAGUUUUAUGCUUGUAAUGCUAUUGGGAGAGGGAGAGAGAGAGAGACAGACUCCAUGUGAAAUUUACAAAUAAUACGUAAUUUACGAAUAAUUUGUGGCAGUCCUACUAUUUGGUGUUACUGUAAAUUGAGAGUGAUUGUGAAGUUGUGAUUUGUGAUAACGUAAUGGUUCUUUGUUUUGCUAUGUGGUC